AGCAAUAGGGUCUAAUCUGGCAUUCAGCCGGGCCCGACCAUUUUCCACUUUAGGGCGAAGAGCGCAGGGAGCGAACAAAGCCCCGUGCACAACUGAAAUCCAAUACUGCCAUUUUAAGAAAAUCCGAACCCACGUUGACGCGGUGGCCACGACGUCGCGCCGCCGCUGUCGCCUUCGUCGCUGUUCUUAGGCAACGUGCGACGUCGAGAUUCGCGCUAGCCGCGCUGGUUUUUAUUUCGCCCUCGCCCGCGCGCGCGCGCGCGCGACUCCACGGAAGCGGUCGCGGAGUCGCGGGUUCCUCCGCACCGCGCGCCAUCCCGUGCCACCACGGGGUUCGCGACUCCGAUCCAAGCGGAAAGUGGACGCUUAUAUAAAUACAUUAUCAUAACAUACACACAGACACGCGCACGUCGUGGUGACGCCGACCACAAUUGUAAUAAUUAUGAAUUUACUAAAAAAAAAACUAUUCAAUGUGUUCACGCUAUAAAAGCUGGAGUCGAACCCGCAAAAAGUCUGGAUUGCGAGUCCAAUUCGCUGACCAUCACGCGACCACUUUGGCAGCUGCAGCAUCGGCGACCGAGAGACGAAGCUGCUUUCCGCGUCGCGGUAGGCACCGCGCGGUGUUCCAUCAAGAAACUGACGAUGCCCGACGUUCCGAGUGGCAGCUUCUCCUCCUCAAACUCCCGAAAAAGCUGCCCCACCCACCGCACGCAGAACGUGAAGCGAAACGUCGGGACAUCGUUCCGAACAGCACGCGGCACAAAGCCGAAAUCACCACACGGGAGAGCGACACAGCAGCCAGCAGCAGGGCCGAGAAGCCACCCACCCGGCAGCAGGGCGACUGAUCACCAAGCACAAAGUUUGUCACGAUGCGGGUGCGAGCUACAACCUCGGCAUGCGACCGUGGGCAGACAAAACGGACGAUGCCAGAACAUCCCCGGAGCUCCCAACUCCCAGCUCCGAUGCGAACGAACAAACCACAACAACAAUAGCAGCAGCCGCCGCCGCCGUGGUAGAAUGCGCACGACAAACACCACUGCGCGGCUAAGACUCGUUAAUUCACAGCAAUUAAUGAAUACACGCGAAGUGAAUCGAGUGGCGCGCCGUUAGCGGCUGCGGCGAUACGGGGACCCGUACGGGUGCCGAAGCGCGGCCGUGGGACUCGUGGAUUUGAUGCGAAUCAAACACGAGUCCGGAUUAAUCCCAGCAGCCCAACCCCCGCCCCACCAAGGCGUGCACACCGCGCGCACAGACACACACGGACACACCUCACCACCACCACCCCUACCUCGAGCCGCUGCCCUGAUUGGCGCUCGCUGUGGCUGACAUCACUUGCGCGCGGAUAGGAGGACGCGAAGCUAUGAGGGUCUCUCCGUCACUCCAGCCCGUGUCCACACACCGACAAGUUUACAUCGUCCGUCGUGGUGUCGCCAGCCACCCCUCCUCCUCUUCAUCUUCCUCCUCCUCCUCUAUCGCCAUCACUAUCACCAACGAACACCACUAUCACUAACUACCAUCACCAUCACCACCGCCGCCCCCUCUGCCACGAGACCGAACAUCUCCACCCCCCACCGCAUGCGCGCUCGAGCACGGCUCCGCGCCCGUGCAUCAUCAUCAUCAUCGCAUUCUUCAUCAUCAGCAGCCACUGCGCUGCUCAGGUGCCCAAUCAUCACCAUCAGCAGCAUCGUUCUCCUCAUCAUCAUAAUCGUCAUUCGGGAGAUCCGAGCAGCCCGUGGAUUUGCAGGAGAGAAUUAACGAAGUUGCGCGCUUCGUUCAGAGCGUGACGCAGAGAGGGGGGGGGGGGGGGGGAGCGCUCAAUCGCCUCUUCUCGUCCGUCCGGCCGCACUCCGCCGAUCCGCGCCUCUCGCUCCUCCGCGCGUCUCUCGUCUCGACUCCAGAGCUUCUCUCUCCGGAAGCUGACCACCGGGAGCGAACCUGCGACUCGCUCCUCGGCCACCACCACCACCACUCCUCGUUCCCCUCGUCAAGAAGCUACCCCCCCCCUGCCCCCCCCCCAAGCAGCUCGAGCGAGGCGUCCCAGGCAUGAUGUCGUAUCUCAAGCAGUCUCCCUACGCCAUGAACGGCCUGGGUCUAGGCGCUCCGGGCAUGGAGCUCCUCCACCAUCCGGCAGUCGCCUACCCCGGGCCGAACCGGAAGCAGCGUCGCGAGCGCACGACGUUCACGCGCGCCCAGCUUGACGUCUUGGAGGCGCUCUUUUCCAAGACGCGAUACCCCGACAUCUUCAUGCGCGAAGAGGUGGCGCUCAAGAUCAACCUGCCCGAGUCUCGCGUACAGGUGUGGUUCAAGAACCGCCGUGCCAAGUGCCGGCAGCAGCAGCAGAGCGGCGGGCAGAGCAAGGCGCGCGCGGCCAAGAAGAAGAGCACUCCGCCUCGCGAGAGCAGCUCGGAGAGCACGGCGAGCAGCCAGUACACGCCGCCCUCGUCCAGCGCCACGGCGCCGCAAGCCUCGGCCGCCAGCGUGGCCAUCUGGAGCCCCGCUUCCAUCUCGCCCAUGGGCGACCACCUCACCACGACGGCAGCCUCCUGCAUGCAGCGCUCGUCCGCCUACGCCAUGACCUACAGCCAGGCGUACAGCCAGGCGUCCGCGGCCGCCGGCUACUCGGGCUCGGGGUCGUACUUCGGCGGGGUGGACUGCGGCUCCUACCUGCCCGCGUCCGUCCACCCGCAGCUGCCCGCGGCCGGGGCCACGCUCAGCCCGAUGGCCUCGUCGAUGGCCGGAGGCCACAUCGGCCAAGCAGCCGCGUCGCACGGGGGGGCACUGGGGGCGCCCGGGUACGCCGGCGGCGGCCUGCCCUUCAACUCGCCCGACUGCCUGGACUACAAGGAACAGGCGGCGUCGUGGAAGUUCGGUUUCAACCCGGCGGACUGUUUGGAUUACAAAGACCAGCCGUCCUCGUGGAAGUUCCAGGUGCUCUGAGAGGCGCGCCGGGAGCCACGCGGCGAGGCCACCCGGGGCGUGCCGGGGCGAGGGUGGCCGCUGCCGACGCAGCGGUGCGGUUCGCGACCAACUCCCGCGCACGUGGGCUCCGAAUUCGCCAGUGACGAGCGAUUGGUGGUGCGGACCGGAUAUCGCAACUACAGAGAAAAAUCACAGCUAUCCCCUACAAGGACGAUUUCGUACACGUGCCCGACACAGUGCGCAGCAUUCGCUCACACACACACACACUCGCACACGUACUCGUGUCAAUCUUGUUAGAAUGUAGCUUGCCGCAGUGUAUUUUGACAUUUUAAAUUGACAAUCCAUUUGUGUCCGGUUUUCAGUUGCCAUAUUUUUUUUCCCACCACGUACUUAUAGUUUUGAGUGGCCUCAUGUCGUCGUUAUAUGUUAUUUUUGUUGGUGUCAUGUAUUAAAAAAAAAGUUGUGGGCAACGCGAUAUUGCUGCGUGACAUUUCGAGGAGCAGUGGAGUCGAGUGGCCCGGGAAUUGGAGACAGCACCACCGCGACCCGGAGCUGAAUUUCCCGUUUAUUGAGCUAAUUUAUUUAAAAUCACCGUCACUUCUGCCGUCCGCAUUGUAAUUACGAAGGCAUUGGUUCUUUUCCCGCUCUAGAGAUGAAUAGCCCAUCAAGCUGUAGUGAAUUCCAUUUAUUUUAGUUUGGUAGUCAAAUUAUUAUGUCUUGGGAUUUUUAAACUUUUUUCUGUAAUGUAUGUAAUGAUGCGAAAAUACCCCCCUCCCCCCCCCCCCCCCCCCCGUUAAUCCUCUAUCCAAGAACAAUUUUGGUCAGUUUGUAAUGACCGGAAAUUUGUAAAUGAGUGUUGCAUAGAGGAACAAAUAAAGUUGUUGAAAGACCACA
Petromyzon marinus (sea lamprey) is the source of this 3813-nucleotide messenger RNA. RefSeq names its product homeobox protein otx5-A. Gene Ontology annotation, biological process: multicellular organism development; regulation of transcription by RNA polymerase II. Gene Ontology annotation, cellular component: nucleus. The record is from RefSeq and is a predicted model, not a curated record. Gene Ontology annotation, molecular function: RNA polymerase II cis-regulatory region sequence-specific DNA binding; DNA-binding transcription factor activity, RNA polymerase II-specific. Lineage: Eukaryota; Metazoa; Chordata; Hyperoartia; Petromyzontiformes; Petromyzontidae.